Molecule: messenger RNA, 2383 nt
Organism: Frieseomelitta varia
Lineage: Eukaryota; Metazoa; Arthropoda; Insecta; Hymenoptera; Apidae
Product: UBX domain-containing protein 11-like
Exons: 10
Coding region: 713-2008 (431 amino acids)
Biological process (GO): proteasome-mediated ubiquitin-dependent protein catabolic process
Molecular function (GO): ubiquitin binding
Source: RefSeq, a predicted model, not a curated record
UGGUUGAACUGGCAAGGUCAAAAAUGGGAACUCAUUCCCCCGAUGACGUAAUAUAACCUUUUCUUUUUCAUGGCCAAGUUGCGACUUCAUAGACCAAUUAUUAAACGACUGUAGAAAAUGGAGAAUGUUUCGUAGUUACUUAAAUUAAUAAUGAAGCUACUUUAACAACUUAAAUUAAUAAUGAACUUAAACGUGUCGUUUUGAAGUAAACUAUUGAAAUUUUCAUUUUUAUUAUCUUGGGAUUUUUAUACAAUUACCAGUUGCUAAUGUGUUGAUUUGAAAGAAUAUAAUAUUAAAAUAAAAUAAAACUUGAGAGUGAAAUGUGAUAUUGAGUUUUGAAUUUAAAAUUAUAUUUAAAGGUCCGUAUUAGCGAUGUGAUAUUGUUAGAAUUUACAUUUGAAGCGAUUGUAAGAGAAUGCAUGUUUCUUUACAUUGUGUAAUCUCUUUUAUAUUAAUGAAUUCAUCUAGAAAUUACAAUAGAAUUAUGACAAUGUGCUUCUUUGUUCAUACGCGAACGAAUGUCCUGUUGUACAUAUGUUAAAUAGAUCAAAGUCUAUUCGACAUGAAGGUCUCUUGAACAAUUUUUUCUCUAUUUUUCCAGCUGGUAUUUUCUAAUGUCAGAUUGCGCAUUUCUUUUUUACAUAAACAGCAAUUAUUGGCAUCAAUUACGAUUCUCUGAACGAGGCCACCCAGUGUACUGAAUUUUGCACUUAUGAAAGAUUCAAAAUUAAAACGAAUUUCUUCGACAGCAACUUAUAUAGUGGACGACGAUGAAUAUAUAGAUAGAGUGAAGAGUGCUUCGUUGGAAAACGCGAGUAUCCUGACGCCUAGGGAUCGUCAGAGAGACAUUAAUCAUUUCGAUAGAAGAAUUGAUAAAACUACCUCCAGCACGACAUUCAGCGGUAGAAAGUUUUGGAAUUGUCACGCAAGGCCAACAAAUGUCUACGUACCGGAAAAUUCUGUGAUUCAAGAAGAGAGCGAGUUUAUUGGUACAUUGACAAAGCAGUUGUACAAAGUUGAGAGUCAGGUGCAAAAAGUGCAAUCUGACUUGAAGAGAAGCGAAGAGCAAAUAAAGUUGAAGGAUCAGGAGAUUUCCCAAUUGAAACGGAAGGUGAAAGAAUGGGAGACCAAGUGCAAGAACCAAGAGAUUCUGCGAAAAAAGGAGCAGCAACAGCGACGAGUUGAAGUCGAUCAUUCCGAAUAUCUCUACAAGAGAUGUCUGAUGCUCGAACAGAGAAUUUACGAGAUGGAGAAAUUCUUGGCCGAUUAUGGUCUGGUCUGGGUCGGCAAUACAAACUGCUCGAAGUAUCCUGAAACGAUAGCCAACAACACCAUCGAGACUUGUUACGAGCAGAUUAUCACGAACAUCGAUCAGCUGAAUCUGGCCGCUGGAAAGGGCGAAGUUCACGUGCAGCACAACGAAAGAGGAAACGGAGCUUCGUUCAAAACCGCCUCUUGCAUGUCAUUGAAAUUCUACAAAAAUGGAAUGAUAGUUCAAGACGGCCCAUUACGAUCUUACAACGAUCCAACUACGUUAUCGUUUCUACGUGAUAUCAUGGAUGGCUAUUUCCCUUCUGAAUUACAGGAAGCUUAUCCAGAGGGUGUACCCUUCAAGGUUGAGGAUCAUAGAAAUCAAGUGUUCUUGAAUUCCGAUUUUCCUGGCCAAGGUUAUCGAUUGGGAAGAGAAAUGGCUGAUAAUAUACCGAUGUCAUCUAGACUUACUCGUAGACGUAGUAACCAGAGAUCGAAUCGUCGCAGUGCCUUUCCGAGGGAAAAAGACAGUCUAUAUAAUUUUGACUCCUCUAAAGAACUCUUUUCUACCACAGCUCGAUCGAAACUGAAAACUCCUUUGGAAGCUCCUCCUGUAGAAAUGUUUGUCCUCCGUUCUCAAAUCAUGGCAUCACACAACAACAUCUGCUCCGAUACUCAUUUACAAUCGCACAUUAAUGCAGAACUCGGUUUGAGCGAAAAGAGAACGACUCGAAGAGAGAAAGUAACUUUUUCAUAAAGAGUCUGAUAUCAUAUAAAAAAUGAAUGAAUUGUCUAUACAAGUAAUGCUUACUUAAAACUUUUUCUCGUAAGCGUGAAACGUCUAAGAACAGAGAAUAUGAAAACUCGGGAAGAGAGGCAGGUUCAAAAUCUAGAGGUGUUAUGAGGUUCCCAAGCUCUGGUAGAUGUUAUCAUACUUCCACCGAGAGAGCAUCUAAAUUAUCGCCCAAGUAAAAAUUUAUCAAUUGGAAUACAUUAGGUUAAUAACUUAACAGCGUUAUCCUCAAUUUAGCCGGCUAGAUAACGCGGAUGAACGUCUCAGGCAACGAUCAAGAUCCGCCAGCUUACCAAAUUCUCGAUUCUCCAUUACUUCAAGGUCAGCACCAAAGAUGAA